Peromyscus californicus insignis is the source of this 1573-nucleotide messenger RNA. RefSeq names its product Y-linked testis-specific protein 1-like. Lineage: Eukaryota; Metazoa; Chordata; Mammalia; Rodentia; Cricetidae. The record is from RefSeq and is a predicted model, not a curated record. Bases 608 to 1435 code for a protein of 275 amino acids. The transcript has 3 exons. Gene Ontology annotation, cellular component: cytosol; nucleoplasm. Gene Ontology annotation, biological process: regulation of DNA-templated transcription; gamete generation.
AGCUAACUCCUUCGCCCAGAAGCCAUCAACUGUCCACAGCUCCUUGGGGAGUGGUGGGGACUCAUGGACUCCUUUCCUACUCCGUGCUGGAAUGUUGGACUGGCUUGAUUGUGCUCAGGCAGAUGCUGUGUGUUCAUGAGUACAGAUGUCCCAUCACAUCCAGAAGACUCAGAUCCCUUCUGGGCAUCCCUGAGGACCUCUGGCUCUUACAGUCUUUCCACCCUGGCUUCCAAGAUGGUCCCUGAACCUUGAGGGUGUGUAGUGGGUAGCUGUUCUGUCUAUGACCUUGAAGCACCUAAAGAUGCAGCAGUUAACUGCUCCACCUGACUAUGACCUUGAAGUACAUUCCCCCGGGGCACGGCCUCUCUGACCCUUACGACCUGGGAUGCACUAGAACACAUCCUGAGAGGCUGGAGAUGGAGAUCAGUGGACAGAGCGCUCACCUAGUACUCACAAAGCCCUGGGUUCUAUUCCCAGCACCACAUAAGGCAGGUGUGGUGGGUAUACACCUGCGAUCCCCGCACCAAGAGGCACUCGUAUGGCAGAGGCGACAGCGUUGUGUCUGGUUUAAGCAGGCGAGUUCUUCAAAGCCAGACGGUGGGCAAGUAUGAAGCCCAGGCGUAGAAAGAUAGCCACAAGGCAAUGGACCAAGAGUGCUGUGGCCCACCGCACUAGGUCUACAGCCAUAAGGAAGAUGACUCCGAAAAAGAGGGGCAGGCCACCUCUCCAGAAUCAGAAGAGAGACAAGCCUUCCCAGGCCCUGGAGAACAUUGUCGGCUGCAGAAUUUCUCAUGGAUGGAAAGAAGGUAAUGAGCCAGUCACCCACUGGAAGGCCAUUGUUCUAGAUCAACUGCCAACAAACCCCUCUCUCUAUUUGGUGAAGUACGAUGGAAUUGAUUGUGUCUACGGACUGGAGCUUCACAGCGACCAAAGGAUUUUACAGCUUAAGAUCCUGCCUCAGAAAGUGUCAUUCCCUCAAGUGAGAGGCAUCCACCUCGCAAGCACCAUAGUUGGCAGAGCAGUGGAGCAUGAAUUUGAGGGCAAAAAUGGCUCUCAGGAUGAGUGGAGGGGGGUGGUCCUAGCUCAGGUGCCCAUCACCAAGGCCUGGUUUUACAUUACCUAUGAGAGAGAUCCGGUCCUAUACAUGUACCCACUCCUGGAUGAUUACAUUGACGGUAACCUCCACAUCAUACCCGAGUGUCCACAGGCAGAGGUGAUGUCAGAAGCAGACAGCAAUGUCUUGAUAGGUCAAUAUGUGCGGUACUCCAAAGGUGAUGGAACCAAAAAGAUUGGCAGGAUCAUUCACCAAGUUCUAGCCGAACCUCCCACGCAUUUCAUCAAGUUCGAUGAUGACACCCAUAUCUACGUCUAUGAUUUGGGGGAAAAAAGAUCCUUUAAAGUGAAAUUCACAAAGUGUGGGGAGGAAGACAUAUGACUUACAGAAUUGAAGAGAAAAAAAUGUUUGUUGUUGUGUUUGCUUCUUUACUUGUUUGUUUUUCAGUGUGUUAGAUACCUCAGGGUCUCUGAUGACCCCAGUAUCUUUCCCAAUGGCAUUUGUUUUGCUCUAAGCAUA